UCAAUGAAAUCAGUCCUUAUUGCUCUUCUUGCUAUUGCUGUAAUCGCCGACGAAGCUUGCGUUAAAGAAAAAUGCCCUAAAGAAUAUAAUGCUUGUGUUGCUGAAGUCUUUGGCUGUGCUUCAAAAGCUUUGAACUGCAAAAACAAAUGUGGAGAAACAGACCCAUGCUAUCGUGACUGUGCUUAUGAAUCAAAAAAUAAGAAAUUGAUUGACUUGUACUAUUUAAUAUAGAAAUUUUUAGAUAUGAAUGCGGAAAAAAAUACUGCCCAAAUGCUGCAUAUUGGAAUCUCAUUCUUUCAGGAUGUAAUGUUGAAUAAUGUGUUGCUGAUUUCUAAACUGAAUGCUUAUAAUCAGUUAACCUUAGAUCAGUAGAAUGCUUGAUGGGCUUUUCAUAAAGACAUCCAGAAUGCGAUUGCUUAAAUGAAUGAU
Paramecium pentaurelia is the source of this 429-nucleotide messenger RNA. Lineage: Eukaryota; Ciliophora; Oligohymenophorea; Peniculida; Parameciidae. The record is from the annotation of a GenBank genome assembly.